Molecule: messenger RNA, 885 nt
Organism: Daucus carota subsp. sativus
Lineage: Eukaryota; Viridiplantae; Streptophyta; Magnoliopsida; Apiales; Apiaceae
Exons: 1
Coding region: 1-885 (294 amino acids)
Biological process (GO): telomere maintenance; DNA replication; DNA repair
Cellular component (GO): replication fork
Molecular function (GO): DNA helicase activity
Source: RefSeq, a predicted model, not a curated record
AUGAAGUCUGUUGAGCCUAGGUGUUUUCACUUGCCUUUUGGUGGGAUUAACAUUGUCGUUGGUGGUGAUUUUCGACAAAUUCUACCGGUCAUACCUGGUUCGUCUCGCAGUGAAGUUGUUGCCGCCGGAAUUAGUAGAUCAAAACUCUGGGAUAAUGUUAGGCUCCAUACCUUGGUCAAAAACAUGCGUAUUAAUAGAGGAAGCAACGAAGCUGAUGUUGAGCGUAUGAAAAAGUUUGCACAGUGGGUUCUCGAUAUAGGAGACGAGAAGAUUGACAGAGCACCAAAUGGAGAGUUUGAUGAUGAUAUUGAAAUCCCAUCUGAAUUCUGCAAUAUAGGUAAUGAGAACUGUAUUGACGACAUGAUUGAUACCACCUUUCCUGAUUUUGCAGAGCAUUAUAAUGAUCCCAAGUACUUGAGUGAACGAGCAAUUUUAACUCCCACAAACAACACAGUGUUUCAUGUCAAUGCUUUAAUUGUCGAUAGAAUUCCUGGUGAAUCACAAUCAUAUUAUAGUGUGGACAAUGCGGAAGACUAUCCUGGUACAGAGUCUAAGCUCAAUAAUAGUUUUCCUCCAGAAUUUUUGAACUCCUUAAAUGUUCCCGGUUUGCCUAGCCAUGAACUAAAACUCAAAGUUGGUGUUGUCGUUAUGCUCAUGCGCAAUCUUAAUCAAACGCUUGGUUUAUGCAAUGGAACACGGAUGAUGGUCACGAAGUUACUUCCUCAAUGUGUCCAGUGUGAAGUGAUCUCCGGGAGUUUUGUUGGCACUAGACACUUUAUCCCUCGAAUGGAACUUUUUCCAACAAAUUCGAAGUUGCCAUACAAGCUGCUGAGGAAACAGAUGCCUUUGCAAAUCUGCUAUGCGAUGACAAUCAAUAAAUCAUAA